AUGUCGUCCGGAAAGACUUUCUUCGACUUCGAGACCGUCGACAAGAAGGGUGAAUCGUUCCCCCUCUCCAACUUCAAAGGCAAGGUCGUCCUCGCUGUCAACACCGCUUCCAAGUGCGGCUUUACCCCGCAGUUCAAGGGUCUCGAGGAGCUCUACCAAUCCAUCCAGAAGAAGGAACCCGGCGCCUUCACUGUCGUUGGAUUCCCCUGCAACCAGUUCGGUAACCAGGACCCGGGCUCCAACGAUGAGAUCCAGUCUUUCUGCCAGGUCAACUAUGGCGUGACAUUCCCCGUGCUGGGCAAGAUCGACGUCAACGGUGACAACGCCGCUCCUGUCUACACGUGGAUGAAGGCCGAGCAGCCCGGUAUGUUGGGCUUGAAGCGCAUCAAGUGGAACUUUGAGAAGUUCCUGAUAUCUGCGGAUGGCAAGGUUGUCGGUCGUUGGGCUAGCACCACGAAGCCGGAGAGCUUGCAGGACACGAUUCUGAAGGAGAUCGAGAAGGCCAAAAAGGAGGGAAUCCUGACGGCAGAGGCUGGUAAGAAGGAGGAGGCUACCGCUUAA
This is a messenger RNA of Paecilomyces variotii, 561 nucleotides long. Its product is annotated as glutathione peroxidase Hyr1. The record is from RefSeq and is a predicted model, not a curated record. The transcript has 2 exons. Gene Ontology annotation, molecular function: glutathione peroxidase activity. NCBI's taxonomy places the organism in Eukaryota, Fungi, Ascomycota, Eurotiomycetes, Eurotiales, Thermoascaceae. Bases 1 to 561 code for a protein of 186 amino acids. Gene Ontology annotation, biological process: response to oxidative stress.